UGCCCUACUUUGGAUAUUCCUGCAUUGAAUGUCUGAGGAGCUCCAGCCGAUCCUGAGCCAUGUCGCAGAUGUUGCACAUAGAGAUUCCCAACUUUGGGAACACCGUUCUGGGCUGCCUGAACGAGCAGCGGCUGCUGGGGCUGUACUGCGAUGUCUCCAUCGUGGUGAAGGGCCAAGCCUUCAAGGCACACCGGGCUGUCCUGGCCGCCCCUGGCUCCCGUGCCGCCAGCAGCCUCUACUUCCGAGACUUGUUCAGUGGGAACAGCAAAAACGCUUUUGAGCUGCCAGGUACCGUCCCCCCCGCUUGCUUCCAGCAGAUCCUCUCCUUCUGCUACACCGGGAAGCUGACCAUGGCGGCGAGCGAGCAGCUGGUGGUGAUGUACACGGCGGGCUUCCUGCAGAUCCAGCACAUUGUGGAGAAAGGGACGGACUUGAUGUUCAAGGUCAGCUCUCCCCACUGUGACUCUCAGACCACCAUGAUUGAAGACCCCAGCUCGGAGCCGCAGAGCCCCUGCAACCAGCUGCAGUCGGCCUCGGCGCCCUACGUCAUGUCCCCCUCCAUGCCCAUCCCGCUCCUC
This is a messenger RNA of Pelecanus crispus (Dalmatian pelican), 578 nucleotides long. The record is from RefSeq and is a predicted model, not a curated record. Lineage: Eukaryota; Metazoa; Chordata; Aves; Pelecaniformes; Pelecanidae.